Pipistrellus kuhlii (Kuhl's pipistrelle) is the source of this 502-nucleotide messenger RNA. It is a transcript of the gene COMMD1, whose product is annotated as copper metabolism domain containing 1. Bases 20 to 391 code for a protein of 123 amino acids. Gene Ontology annotation, cellular component: endosome. The record is from RefSeq and is a predicted model, not a curated record. The transcript has 2 exons. Gene Ontology annotation, biological process: negative regulation of protein localization to cell surface; copper ion homeostasis; negative regulation of sodium ion transmembrane transport. NCBI's taxonomy places the organism in Eukaryota, Metazoa, Chordata, Mammalia, Chiroptera, Vespertilionidae.
GUCUGUUGCAUCUGCAGACAUGGAUUUCAAUCAGCUGGAAGCAUUCUUGACUGCUCAAACUAAAAAGCAAGGAGGGAUCACAUCUGAUCAAGCUGCUGUUAUUUCGAAAUUCUGGAAGAGUCAUAAGACAAAGAUCCGAGAGAGCCUGAUGAACCAGAGCCGCUGGGACAGUGGGCUUCGGGGCCUAAGCUGGAGAAUUGAUGGCAAAUCACAGUCGAGGCACUCUGCUCAGAUACACAACCCUGUUGCUAUAAUGGAGCUGGAAAUAGGGAAAAGUGGACAGGAAUCUGAAUUUCUUUUUUUGGAAUUUGAUGAGGCCAAGGUCAACCAAGUUCUGAAGAAGCUGUCAGAGGUAGAAGAAAGUAUCAGCACACUAAUGCAGCCAGCCUAGCUGAAAAUGGACUUGUUGAAGCAAAGGUGUUCGUGAUCUGUUUUUUUUUUUUCCUUUUUCUUUUUUCUUUUCAUAUUAUUCACCCGUUAAUAUUAAAUCCUCAAGUUCAAA